CACGAUCCUCAUGUACCCCCCCUCCCAUUCCCCCCUUCAUCCCCAUUACCCAAAUAACGCUAAGGAAACCAGAUUAGACGAUAUAGAAGACUCCUCCCCCCUCCGCCGGGGCCAUCCCUCCGCGCACACCAAGUUCGGAACCGGACCGACCGUCAACGCAGCCACUUACACCCUAAUGACCCUCACCGCGUCCAUCCAGAAGCAUCUCGGAGCCGAAGCCCUGGACAUCUUCCUCGAGGAGAUGCAGCACCUCGGAAAAGGGCAGGCGCUCGAUCUCCACUGGACGUGUGUGAGGGAAUGUCCCACGGUGGAGGAGUAUGUGGGCAUGGUGGAUCUCAAGACGGGGAGUUUGUUUCGGUUGGUGGUGCGGUGGAUGGUGCUAGGGGCAGGUCGGGAAGUGGAUGAGGAGGUCACGGUGGUGGGGUUGGGUACCUUGCUAGGGAGGUAUUAUCAGGUUAGGGAUGAUUUGUUGAAUUUGACGGGGGAGGUGAGUUCUUUCUUUUCUUGUCGGGUCUGGGUUCUUCUUUGGUGUGAGAGAUGAGGGGUCUAUUGGGCUGGGGUGUGAUUGCUGAUUGUGGUGCUGUAGUAUUCGGUGGCUAAAGGUUGGUGUGAGGAUUUGGAUGAGGGGAAGUUCUCGUUUCCGCUGGUUUGGUUGUUG
Molecule: messenger RNA, 658 nt
Organism: Aspergillus aculeatinus CBS 121060
Lineage: Eukaryota; Fungi; Ascomycota; Eurotiomycetes; Eurotiales; Aspergillaceae
Product: terpenoid synthase
Exons: 1
Coding region: 11-541 (176 amino acids)
Biological process (GO): isoprenoid biosynthetic process
Molecular function (GO): prenyltransferase activity
Source: RefSeq, a predicted model, not a curated record